GGGGUUUUUUUUUUUGUUUUUUCUUUGUUUUUCGCGGCGCCGCCGCCGCCGCCGCUCUCGGUGUUGAGGGGAGAAAUGUUUCUGAAUCAAACGGAGCCCGAGUUGUGGUCAGUCGGUGCCGCCUCCCGGCUGAGGUGACCGCUGUCUGGGCCGCGGGCGGAGAAUAUGAAAUUACAGUAACAAGUGAGAGAAGAAAAAUUGACUUGAGUCACUAUGGCACAUGCGGCAAACAAAAAUGCAGAUAAGUCUGCUCCUAGUGAAAGCAUUCUCUCAGGAAUAGCACUUAAUGAUAACAAAGCUGGAAUGGAAGGUUUGGAUAAAGAAAAAAUUAACAAAAUAAUUCUGGAAGCGUCGAAGGGUUCAAAAUUUUAUGAAAAUGAACUUAAGAAGGAGCAGCAGGUAAACCAUCGAAUUGAUAAAAUGUUACAACAGAAAGCACAAAUUACAGAGCAACAGCUGAGGAAAGCACAAUAUCAGGUGGAGCAACUUGCAGCAGACCUGGAGAAGAGACGUGACAUGAGUCGCACAAUUGUACACAUCGAUAUGGAUGCUUUUUAUGCUGCUGUGGAAAUCAGGGAUAACCCUGAGCUAAAAGACAAGCCAAUAGGUGUUGGAUCAACGAGCAUGCUGUCAACAUCAAAUUAUCAUGCACGGAAAUAUGGAGUACGUGCAGCCAUGCCUGGAUUCAUUGCUAAAAAACUGUGUCCAAACCUGAUCAUUGUUCCAGUAAACUUUGACAAGUAUAAAGCAGUGAGCAAAGUGGUACAAGAGAUAUUGGCAGACUAUGACCCCAAUUUUUUCCCAAUAAGUCUAGAUGAGGCCUAUCUGGACAUAACAGAACAUUUAGAACAAAGGCAGAACUGGCCUGAACACAAGCGAACAUAUUACUGUCAUAGUGAAAGUGAUACACAAGAGGAAGAAAGCCCGGGUGAUUUGCAACCGUCCUUUGAAGAUUUGGAAGGCAUCUCACCAGUACUCUUUGAAGACAGCCCCCCUGUGUUGCAGCAGGGAGACUCAGUACAUUGUGAAAAUCAGCAGGAAGGUUGCUGUAUUGAAGGCAGCAAAAAGGAGUCAAAUAAGCAGCAGAAAGAAAAAAUCGUUUUUGGAGUUUCGGUGGAAGAAACUGUCCGAGAAAUGCGCUUCAGGAUUGAGCAGAAAACUAAAUUAACAGCAAGUGCAGGAAUUGCACCAAAUACAAUGUUGUCCAAAGUAUGCAGUGACAUGAAGAAACCUAACGGCCAGUAUCGAAUUCCAUUUGACAGUGAAGCUGUGAUGGGCUUCAUCAAGAACUUACCUAUUAGAAAGGUACCUGGGAUUGGAAAAGUGACAGAAAAGUUGCUGAAUGCUCUUGGCAUCACUAAAUGCACUGAAUUGUACCAGCAGGGGGCACUGCUUUCCCUCCUCUUCUCUGAAACUUCUUGGCAUCAUUUUCUAGAAAUCUCACUUGGCCUGGGUGGCACACAUCUUGAAAGAGAUGGUGAAAGGAAGAGUAUGAGCAUAGAAAGGACAUUCAACGAAAUUUGCAAAGCAGAGGAGCAGUACAGCUUGUGCCGUGAUCUUUGUAGUGACCUUGCUGAAGAUCUCCACAAGAAUGGACUUCGGGGAAAAACUGUUACCAUAAAGCUGAAGAAUGUACAUUUUGAUGUGAAGACAAGGGCCUGCACUGUUCCAGUGCCGGUCUCCACCGAAGAGAAGAUUUUUGCUGUUGCGUAUAAAUUACUAAAGACUGAGAUUGACAGCCUCCACCCACAGCCACUGAGAUUGAGACUUAUGGGUAUAAAGGUGUCUGGCUUUGUUCAGCAAGAAGUGAAAAGAUCUUGCCAAAAAUCUAUCAUCAAUUUCUUCCAUGGUGGAAUACCUGAGCGUUCCCCUGAGUCUGAAAGCAAAGAGAUUAAAACCCAAGUAGAAAUUCCACAAACAUCUGGAGCGGAGAGCUUCUUCAACAAAAAACGUGCAAUGUGGCAGCAAAACAAUCAGGAGGCCUUUUUCAAAAGGGUUCUUGCAAACAGGCAUCAGGAAACCUGCAAAACUGCCGUAACCAUGCCAGUGGGCAGUGUGGAUGAAAUGCAGUCUGAUGGUGGACUGACUGCAGAGAUGAAGAUAACCAGCAAUUGCCCAAUAUGCUUCAAAAUGCAGAGUGUACCUAAUCUAGAGGCGUUUAACAAGCACAUCGAUGAGUGCCUAAGUACAAGCAUAGUGGAAGAGAAUUUACCUCCUUCAGUUAUAGAGAUAGCAGAUGAAAUGAUUAUUUCAAAAACAAGUUCAGCAUUUAUGAAGGAAGGAUCUGUCUUGGAUAAUAAUUUAAGAAAGAAAAAUUUGAUUAAUCUAAAAAGUUAUCAUUUAAACAAGGAGCAGAAGGGCAAGAAAUGUAGCAAGAAGUCUUCAAAGAUGAGUCCAAAUAUUAUAGAAGACGUUUUAGAAACAGAAGCUGAAAACAGCAAUUAUUGUAGAGCAUCUUUAAUAGAAAGCAGCACAUACUGUAUUGGAGAAUCUGUUCAACAGACUGAUGUAACAGAGACAUUAAAUGAUCAUAUAGCUUUGCCUGACUAUACAGCAAAAUCUUUGGAAGUCGGAAAGGACAGUAAUGCAUUUGAAAGGGAAUUUUCAAACCACAAUCUAUCUUGCACUAAAGAACCUCUUAAAUCUAGUAAAUCAACACAGCUGGAAGAAAUAUACGAUCAACAAAAUGUUAGCUGUAACAUAUUAGAACACUCUUUGUCUGUACAACAUAACCAAUUGAGACCAAGAACUCAAUAUGUGGAGCAGUCAAGUCAGACGAUAUCUAAAAUGUCAAAGAAAAAGCAUUCAAUCCAAGUUGGAGAAGCCACAGCCUUGGUUUGUCCAGUUUGCAAUGUUGAGCAAGCAAAAACUGAUCUGUCAGCAUUUAACCAGCAUGUUGAUAUAUGUUUAAACCAAGGGGUUAUACAGGAGCUCAUUGAAAGACAAGCUCAUCCAUCCAACACAUACAAUGUUUCAAAUCGGAAUAUCGUAGGUCUGUCGGGAUUUGAGAAACCAUCUUCAAACUCUAUGACUCGAAUAAAAAGGAUGGGAUCAUCAGCUCAGAAACCAGCAUCGAAAAAAGCAAGAUUCAACAAUUCUAAGCUUACUAUCGACAAUUUUUUUAAAUAGAAUUAAGUUUGAAAACAUUGUGUACUGGAAUAAAGAAUUUUGGAAAAUCUCUGAAUUUCAGGGUUGCAGAAACAUACAGCAUAGCAUUUGUUGUAAAGCACUUUCCUUUUUUAUAUUUAAUAUUGGUAUGUUCUACUCAAUUAUGAUUUUGUCAGUUAUACAGCUGUCUGGAUCUCUUAAAAGGUAUAUUUUAGAUUUAAUGUUGUAAAUUAAUUACUGGUAAUGGAUAUAAAUUAUUUUUAAUACAUUUGAUAUAGCAGGAACCAUGAUGUAAUUUUCCAGGAACAGUGCCCAGUUCUGAAAUCAAUAAAUUAUUGUAGAGUACUUAAUCACAAUAAAAGAUCUAAACCUGAUGCUUUAAUUUCUAGGACUAUACAGGGGAACCUUGUUAGAAGUUAAACCUCCAAGUCUAAUGUAAGCUAAAAACAAUGGCCAACUUCUAGGUCAUUAAGUUGUCGCUGAUGUUACUUGCUGUGGGGGGGUUUAUUUCAAUGCACACUGUACAUGUGCACCACUGUCAGCAGCACUGCUCUGCACGGCGCACAGGUCAGAACACUGAUUGACCAGCGCCUUGGGAUAUCCUCCCGACGUGAAAGGCACUAUACAAAUGUAAUUCUGUUGUCUCAUCAGCACCACUUCCAUGCAGGAAGGGAUGUCAGUGGCAACUUGAUGACAAAGAAGUUAGCCUUUUUUAAAGCCAAUGCAGGAAGUUAGCUAGUCAGCGGUUGGGUGUACCACACUUAUGGUUUCACAGAACACUGGACUAUACUAGGGGUUUGCCAUUACAGGAUUCCCCUGGGAAACAGUUAUUUUUUUAAUAUACAUUUGUACAGGAGAUUUACCUGCCUGAGGUGUACCUGUCUUAAUUUAGGGAAAUACUUGUACAGUUGUAAGCAGCUGUUAUAUUAUUCUGAAACAAAACUAUCUUUCUGGUGGGGGAGUGGGACCAGAAAAAGGUUAUGAUUCAGUGGGACCAGAAAAAGCUCACUGUGGAGCUUUUUCUGGUCCCACUCAAUGGUCCAACCAUUAUAUGUUUAUCUAUGUUGAUGAAUCCUUCGUCAAUUUGCUUUUAACUGGUCCAUUUAUUAUUUAAUCUUCUUUAUAUAUGUCAUCUGGCAAGAUAGCACAACCUCAUAAGAAAAUGUUCUACUGAGUAACUGCCAAAUCAUAAUAAAUAAUGUGAACACUUGUCCAAAGGAUUUGACAAAGAUAAUUAUAUAAUUUUGCUAACAUUUUCAAUGUUUGCCAGCUGCUGAUGUAAUGAAUUACUACAUUGGUACCCAAUAACUUUGCAUGUUACCUUUUCUUAUAUCACAUAUAGUCAGUUAAUGUAACUGUUACAUUAUAUUUAUACUCUGACAUUGUAUUCGAAAGUUUAUGCGACAUGUUGAUAUGCAGAAAAUGCUAUACUAUGCACGUGGUUUUAAAAUAAAAGCCUUUUUGAAA
Callorhinchus milii (elephant shark) is the source of this 4575-nucleotide messenger RNA. RefSeq names its product polymerase (DNA directed) kappa (gene polk). Gene Ontology annotation, molecular function: damaged DNA binding; DNA-directed DNA polymerase activity. Lineage: Eukaryota; Metazoa; Chordata; Chondrichthyes; Chimaeriformes; Callorhinchidae. The transcript is spliced from 15 exons. Bases 214 to 3129 code for a protein of 971 amino acids. Gene Ontology annotation, cellular component: nucleus. Gene Ontology annotation, biological process: error-prone translesion synthesis. The record is from RefSeq and is a predicted model, not a curated record.